CGGCGCAACGUCAUUGCGCAUGCUCGAUACUCCCCCCGCAAAGCACGGCACCGGCUUUCCAGUCGCCGGUCCGCACUCUCCAGCGCGCAUGCUCGUCGGCCCAGUCCUGCCCAGCGAGCCCUGCGGCCGAUCCCGACGCCAGCGAAGUGCGCAUGCUCUCCGUCCCUCUCCGCCCCGCCCAGAGCGCGGCGCCGACGACCCAGACAUCCGUGCGUCACGCGCCCCGCGCACGCUGUGGCCCCGCCCCGCGCCCCAGCCGCCGAGCGUCCUCGCGGCUGUACGCGGUUGGCGAGCGUGGGGAUCCCGGGGCUGGCGUCGGGCGGUUUUGGGGCCGCUUGGUGUGCCCCCGCCUCCGCGCCGCCACCCGCGCGCUUCCUGGUUGUUUCGCCACUCUAAUCCUCCCGUUUCCGGCGCUGUGUGCCGGGCCGCACGGGCCGUCCCUCGGAGCCCUCGCCGUCGCGCCGUCGCGUGCGGCCCAGGGACUGGGGUGGUGCCCGCGUCCGCGGCGCGUGGGACCUGCGCGGGAGCCGGCGCGCCCCGGAGUGCGCCUCGUCCGCGACCGCGCGUCUGUGUCCUCGGCACCCUGCACCGCCCAGGCCUUCCCUCGCCUGCGCUGCCCCGCCUGGCCCGCACCUCUUCUGCCGGAACCUGCAGUUGCUUACGAAACCUCUGAGUGCUCGCUUUGCAGGGUGCUGACCGUCUGUGUUCUUGUCAAGGGUUCUGAGCUGCGUGCAGGACACUCGAGUUGCUUGAGGGGGCUCUCCCUCCCAGGCUGGCCGUCCCGCCGCCCCGUCCGCACAGCCGGGCAGAGCCGCUGGAGCGUGCCGCGCGCCGCUCUCCGCCACACUCGGUGCCUCCUUCCCGCCUGUGCACCAGGGCGCCCUGCUCAGCUGCGCCGGAGGCUUUCCCUUUCCGCUCUCCGCCUGGCCUGGAUUUUCCGGUGCUCCUCCACGCUGUUGUCUUCGGCCCUGUGGCGAGCCAGUGGUGGUGAUGUGGAAACCCCUGGCUCGCCCUUUCUUCGCCGUGGACUUCGGCCCUGCCCUGCUGCUUCUCCCACAGCUGAAAACUAUGAGUUUACUUAUUCUGACCGACUUUUGAGUUGUGAGAAGGUGAUCUCACACUUCAUGGUCACAGGCAGUUUUUUGUUUUGUUUUGUUUUGUUUUUGUCUUUUAAACAAUGGUGAUUUUAUUGUGCCAAACGUAUGCUUUAAUUGAAAUAAAAUUUGAAAGUACAAGGAAAACAUACAAA
Chinchilla lanigera (long-tailed chinchilla) is the source of this 1249-nucleotide messenger RNA. RefSeq names its product translation initiation factor IF-2-like. Lineage: Eukaryota; Metazoa; Chordata; Mammalia; Rodentia; Chinchillidae. Bases 20 to 673 code for a protein of 217 amino acids. The transcript has 2 exons. The record is from RefSeq and is a predicted model, not a curated record.